UUUAGUUACAUCAUCAGCAUCAACAUGCACUACGAGAAUUACGACCCUUCUUUCCCUGACCAGCCAGUGGCCGACCUCUACCUCCCAGUUUGGGCUAGCCUACCAGCCUUCUGUUCCAAGCCAGCUUUUAUCUGGGCUCAAGAUGGCUCUAGUGGUGCAGCCGAUCAUUCCAUCCUCACUUAUGCUCAUCUCAAUGAUUCAGUCCAGUCAAUUUCUAUUAACUUACUCGUUCCAUUGCUAAGAGGUGAUACUGUUGUCAUUUUAUGCCCACCUGGUCUUGAAUUUGUUGAGAUCAUCUUUGGUUGUCAAAGAGCUGGUCUUUCGUGCAUUCCUAUCUUUCCUCCUAACCCUUCUUUCAGCAACGAAAACUAUCACCACCUUGUUAGAGUUCUCUCUCAAACAAAGCCCAAAGCUGCCAUUGCUAAUCACGAAUACAUUGCCAGUGUUCAUCACUACAUUUCCUCAUCCUCUAGCAAUCACAAGCUUGCUAAACUGCUGCAACAUCUCAGGUGGAUUUCUUCCAGUGAUCUCAAACAAAAGGAGGCAACAGGUUCAAGUACGGGAUCUCGUCCUUCGUAUAAUGGUUGCAAACCAAAUGAAAUGUACCUAAUUCAGUACACUUCAGGUGCUACAGGGAUUCCAAAACCAGUACUUGUGACAGCAGGAUCAGCGGUUCAUAAUGUAAGAGUAGCAAGGAAAGCUUAUGAUCUCCAGCCAAAUAGUGUUAUCGUCUCUUGGUUGCCUCAGUACCAUGAUUGUGGCCUUCAGUUUUUGUUCCUUACUAUUGUAUCCGGAGCAACAUGCGUACUUACUUCACCUGGAGCAUUUGUUUCCCGACCUAGGCUAUGGCUAGAGCUGAUUUCAAACUUCAAAGCUACCUGCACUCCUGUUCCUUCCUUCACAUUGCCAUUUGUUGUCAAGCGCGGCGGAGUGGAAAAGGGAGCUCGUGUUAUAAAUUUAUCGAGUUUGAGAAACUUAAUCCUCAUUAACGAGCCAAUUUACAAGUCAUCAGUUGACGAAUUUAUUAACGUGUUUAAGCCGUUUGGGCUAAACUCAUCAUGCAUUUCUCCAUCUUAUGGCUUAGCAGAGAAUUGCACAUUUGUUUCAACAGCUUGGAGUAGCAAUGAAAACUUUGCUAACUUUCCAUCUCAUAAUAUGCUCUUACCAAUUGCUAGGCUUACUGCUCAACAUGAACAUGAUGAAGAGGACAUGGACAUUAUGGUAGUCAACGAAGAGACACAUGAACCAGUUGUCGAUGGGGUUGAAGGUGAGGUUUGGGUUUCAUCUCCAAGUAACUGUUCUGGUUAUCUAGGCCAUCCAUCUUUAACCCGCGAAAUAUUUCAAGCAAGACUCAAGAAUAAGGUAAGCCGAUGCUUUGUUCGCACAGGAGAUAGAGGAAUCAUCAAAGGCGAAGAGAGGUAUUUAUAUGUUACUGGUCGAUGUUCAGAUGUUAUCAAACUUCCAAGUGGUGAGCAAAUACAUCCUCAUUAUAUAGAGACUGCAGCUCAUAAAAGUUGCCCAGAGGUUCUUAGAGCAGGUCGCCUUGCUGCUUUGGAGAUUUCGAAUACAACAGCCGUCGUUGCAGAGCUACAAAGAAUUGAAAAAGAUGCUGCUGCUUUGAAGAAUAUAUGUGAAAGGAUCAAGGACGGUGUUAUGGAGGAAGUGAAAGUUGAAAUUAGGUUGGUUGUUCUUGUGAAGAGCGGAAAUGUCCCAAAAACAACUUCAGGCAAGAUCCAAAGGUGGGCAGCUAAAAAUAAGCUUAUUGGCGGCAAGAUGAGUAUAGUUACGGAGGUUCUUUUUGGGAAGAAUAAUGGGAGGUUGUCGCAAUCGUCUGAAGUAUUGGUCCAAGAAAAUAAGCAUAUGAAGAAAGAAGGUAAAGAGAUAGUUGAUGGGAAACAAUGGCUCUCUCUCUCCCUUUCGAACAUUGUAACUCGUCCCUCCCUUCUUUCUCUUUUGUGAGAACAACAAAUAACUAGUUUUUGGUUUAUUUAAUAAUAUCUCUGUUUGGUAAAAUAUGUGAUAAUAUUUACUACACACAAACCAGAUGUGAGUUUAUCU
Molecule: messenger RNA, 2058 nt
Organism: Ricinus communis (castor bean)
Lineage: Eukaryota; Viridiplantae; Streptophyta; Magnoliopsida; Malpighiales; Euphorbiaceae
Product: long-chain-fatty-acid--AMP ligase FadD26
Exons: 1
Coding region: 25-1959 (644 amino acids)
Biological process (GO): lipid biosynthetic process
Source: RefSeq, a predicted model, not a curated record